CCUAGUAACGAGACGCUUUCAGGCACUACAGACGCUGUGAAUGUGUACUAGCCAACUGAUUAGCUACAUAGGUAGCUAGCUAGCUAGCUCUUAUUAGCGACUUUAAAAAAUAAAGAAGGAAACUCAGUGCGACCAUUCGUCCAGUUCCCUAACGGUGUGAUAUUUAACUUGCUAACAUAAAUUUGAAGAUGUCACUGAGGACGCUACCACUGCUUUUUAUUAAUCUUGGCGGAGAAAUGCUGUAUAUCCUGGAUCAACGCCUUCAAGCCCAGAAUAUAGCAGUCGAUAAAGCCAAGAAAGCUGAUUGGACUGGGGAGGACAGGAAACGAGUCAUGAAUGACAUCGUCACCACCAUGUUCAACAGGAAGUUUAUGGAGGAGCUUCUGAAGCCGCAGGAGGUGUACUCCAACAAGGCCCUGAGGACGGUGUUCGAGCGCCUGGCCCACUCCUCCAUCAUGAGGCUGAAUCACGCCAGCAUGGACAAGCUCUAUGAUCUGAUGAUCAUGGCAUUCAAAUACCAAGUCCUGCUCUGCCCGCGGCCCAGAGACCUGCUGCUGGUGUCCUUCAACCACCUGGACGCAGUCAAGAACUUUGUGAAGGACGUGCCCGCCAUCUUCAACCAGGUGGAAGAGACGCAUCGGCUGCUGAUUGAGAUGUACGUGCCACUGUCAGCAGGAGAGUUCCAGUUGAUCAGACAAACGCUGCUCCUCUUCUUUCAGGACUUACACAUCAGGGUGUCGCUUUUUCUCAAGGACAAAGUUCAGAACUCCAACGGUCGUUUCGCCCUCCCAGUUACAGGGCCCGUUCCCUACGGGGUAGAGGUUCCAGGGGUAAUCAGGAUAUUUGGCCCGCAGGGGAAGGAGGUGAAGCGGACUCCGUUUCCGCCCGUUGGAACCUACUCCAGCGCUGUCCGCGAGGGCUCCUUCGACGUGUUUGGGGACAGAGCGACAGUGCUGGGCACAAACAUGUACUGCGUGAGCCGCCCAGUUGAGACGCACCUGUUGGCCAAGUCCAAGGCCUCUUCCCAGCAUGCCAAGAAGAACGCAGCGCCCAAUCCACUGGCCAAAGAGGAGCUGAACCUGCUGUCCAGGCUGAUGGGGCGUUUGGAUGUUCAGAGCCCCGCCCACUCCGGCUUCAGGUUCCGGGUCAACCUCUUCUCCACGGACGAGGAAGAGGAGGAAGCCUUCUUGUCUAGACCUGACAACCUGUCAUACGAAGUUAUAAAUAUCCGCGCAAUACAGGACCAGCAGGCCAAUGGGGAACUGGCUCGGAUCAUGGGAGAGUUCCAAGAGGAGGCGGAGCCCUCGCAGCAGCCCGGCAGUAAGGGGGAGGAGCUUCUAGCCAUGAUGGACGGGCUGUGAUGCCUUUGGCAGAGGGCUUUGCAAGGCUCUUAGCUCCAUGCAAUAAACCUCAUCUGACACACACACAGUAUGCUACGCUCACCCUGACGUCACUUUGUGGUGCUGCCUUGUCGGCAGUUUCGUACAUAUACAGUGAGCUCCAUGUUUUGGACGUCACAUUAAGACAUUUUUUCUUGAUUUGGCUCUGUACUCCUCAAUUUUAGAUUAUUAAUCAAACAAUUCACGUGAGUUAAAGUACAUAUUCUCAGCUUUUAUUAAUUAAAGUGCAUUUUAAUACAUUUUGGUUUCACCAUGUAGAAAUUACAGCACUGUUAUACAUAUCCCCCUCAUUUCUGGGAACCAUAAUGUUUGGGACAGAUGGCUUCACAGGUGUUUCUGAUUAGUCAGGUGUGUUCAAUCGCUUCCUUUGAACAGGUAUAAGAGAGCUUUCAGUAUCUAGUUUUCAUUCUGGACUUCUGAUUGGCUUUGGAGUCUGUUAUUAGUGUUUAUCAACAUGAGGACCAGAGUUGUGCCAAGGAAAGUCAAGAAAGCCAUUAUGAGGCUGAUAAAUAAGAAAAAAAUGUCAGAGACAAAGGCCAAACAUUAGGCUAACAAAAAUCAACUGUUUGGAAUAUUAUUAAGAAGAAAGAGAGCACUGGUGAGCUCAGUAAUCACAAAGGGCCUGGUAGGCCAAAGAAGACCUCAACAGAACAAAAAUGUAUGGUGCCCUGAAAUGGGGGGCUAUGUACAAAAAGUGGUCAUUUCUACAUAGUGAAACCAAAGUGUAUAAUAUCGUCAAAUAAAAGCUGAGAAUGUGCACUUUAACCACGUAUGAAUUGUUUGAUUACAACUGUCAUAUCAAUAAGUUAUUCGUUUGUUUUGUUUUUUUACAAAACCCUCGUCACUUAAGACUUUAAAAACUACAGGGAUUGUGUGAAUUAUAGUGACUAAUACUGUGUGGUUUAUUAUAGAUUUUAAGAUGGUGCUCGGUCUAGUAGCUCAGCCGUGGUGGAUGAAGUUGCCCAUUUUCUCAGGGUUCCCUAUUUUCAGUCUUCAGUCAACAUCGUAAACCUUCUGAAGUUGUUAGUGUGUGUACACGUUUACUGUUCUGUAUGCACUUUAUACUGUUAUGGAUGAAUGCGUGUGUGUGUGCACGCGCGUGUGAAACAUGAAAACAUUUAGGGUCAGUUGCAGCAUGACCGGAGAACUGCAUUACAACUGCAACAGCUAUUCAGAGCUGUGAAAUAAGGAUCCGCACGUAAUGCACGUUUACCUGAGAUUUAAAACUCAAGCUAAGCGCUUUGCCAUUGACCCAGAGUGUUGUGCUU
Anguilla rostrata (American eel) is the source of this 2668-nucleotide messenger RNA. It is a transcript of the gene oscp1a, whose product is annotated as organic solute carrier partner 1a. Bases 189 to 1361 code for a protein of 390 amino acids. Lineage: Eukaryota; Metazoa; Chordata; Actinopteri; Anguilliformes; Anguillidae. The record is from RefSeq and is a predicted model, not a curated record. Gene Ontology annotation, biological process: transport. The transcript is spliced from 11 exons. Gene Ontology annotation, cellular component: plasma membrane; cytoplasm.